CCGCCGCCCCCGUUCGCCCGGAGAGCGCAGCCGGCCGGGGACCGGCCCCGGCUCCCGCGGGGCCCCGGCGGCCGCAGCUGGCACUGCGGCGGGCGCGCCCCUCAGGGCCCACCGCCACGCCAUCGCCGUCUUGACGGGAGUCCACCGCGAGCGGGGAGAAGCGGGCGCGGGCUACGCGCCGGGACUCGCGGCCGGCCCCCGGUGACUCUCGGGGACGCCCCGGGCCGCGCCGGGGUGAGGGGCGGGGGGGGCGGGCGCCGACGACGCAGGAGGGCGGGAGCCGCCGCAGUGAGGCCGCGCCGCGCGGGCGAGGCGGCGGCGGGCCGCGUUGCCAUGGCAGCGCUGCCCCAGCCGAGGGCUUAAGCGGGCGGCGGCGGGCCGCGGCCGGGCCCCGCCGGGAGGGGAAGGGGUUAAAGCGGGACGGGCGGGCCCGGCGCCGUGGGGGUCGCCGCCGGGGGCAGCCCGCAGGCGGGUGUGGGGAUGCGCUGCGGCCGAGGGCCGUGCUCCGGGCGCGUAGGGAGGCUGCGGGGGUGAAGCCUCUGCUCCCUCGCCGGGCGGAAUGGAGGCUGUUGGCUCUGCAGAGGACGUGUUUUAUGAGGAGGAGGAGGUGAACUGCUACGACUUCGAGCCUCUGCCGACGCUGCUGGAGGAUGAGGAGAAUGUGUCCCUUGCUGAUAUUUUGUCACUGCGGGAUAGCUGUCUUACUGAGCAAGAUAUUUGGGCAAUUUGCCUGGAGUGUUGCCAUUCUCUGAAGAGCAUUGCCCGUUCUGCAAUCUUCCAGACGCUCUGCAUCACUCCUGACACUUUGGCUUUUAACACCAAUGGCAAUGUAUGCUUCAUGGAACAGCUCAGUGAUGAUCCAGAGGGUGCCUUUGUUCCACCAGAAUUUGAUAUCACCGGUAACACUUUUGAGGCACACAUCUAUUCUUUGGGUGCAACGUUGAAAGCAGCAAUAGAAUAUAUAGUAGAACCUGAGACAGAAUCAGAAUUUGGGCAAGAUCUGCGUACUCUGCUGGAACAAAUGCAAGAAGAGAAUCCUGAAAAUAGGCCAGAUAUUGAGAGCAUUUUGUCAUUAUGUGAAGAAAAACUGAAGAUUGCUUCAUCAAGUAAUAUUUGUCGAAGCCUGUCUGCUGUUGGAAGAAGGGUUCUUUCAAUUGAAUCAUUUGGUGCUUCUCAAGAUGUCUGUGAUAACAUGUGGAAGGGAAGAAUGUGUCAGAGAAGUUUGGGAUCUAAAUUAUAUUCAAAUGAGAAAAACAACAUAGCAGAUGAUUCGUCUGCAGUGGAAGAUGUGACAGCUGCCUGUCAUAAGGACUCUUCUAUAGUUACUAUGGUGACUGGCAGAGAAAGUGGUUUGAAGGAAAUGCAAAUUGAUCUGGAUAAUGAGAAAACUCAACAUUCUCAACCUGCAACUCAAGCUAAAAAGAGCAAAGAAGAUGACAAACAUGCAGCGUAUACUGACAGUUUUGCUAGUGUUGCUUUGGAUAUAAAAUCAUGUGUUAUUGACCUGGAGAGAGAUGGCAUUUUUAAGAAAGGUUCUUUGAGAAAAAUUAAAACCUUUCCAAAGCUACCACUUGAACCUGCAGAUACAAAUAACUUUUUUACUUCUGUAACCAACAGUGGACCACUAGCUAGGAAAAAUUACUUGCUAACACAAGAGUCACUACCUCUAGACAAUAAUAAUGAGGUUGCUUUUUCAAAGGGAAAUCUUAAUUCAUUUGCUAUUAGUAGUCCACCAAAAAUAGAACCAAAGAAUCACCAGGUUAAUGAUCUUCAUUUAGAAGCUCCAUGUGUAUGCACACAGGUGUCUGGCAUGAAUCUAGAAGAACAUAUGUCACUUAUUAAUGGUAAAAAGAUAGGUUUUGCUUCAUCUGAUCAUAAAGAAGACUGUUCUGAUCCUACCUCUGAAAUGCCAAAUACAGCUGGUAUGCUAAAAGGCCCAAAUCAAUCAAUUGCUGGAGCAAAAAUGCUAGACAAUUACAUGGUGUUGGAAGACUCUUCUGAAACUUUUCAAGGGUCAAAUGAAAAUUCUUUACCACAUUUUAACAAGAUGGCUUCAGUGUUAACGACAAAACCCAGUGGGAACAGAUACGGAUCAAACCUAAUUAGGUCUCCAGAAUUAAGCAACGGUGCAAUGAGCGCAAACAAUAAUGAAGAUAAUCUUUGUGGAGGCAGAGGGUCAGAAAUCAAAAGUAAUGAGCAGUGGAUCUCUCUAAAAAUCCUGUUGUCCUGGUAUGGUAAACCUCUGAAAGACUAUGAACUCUGGGCAUUAUGUCACGAGUGUUUAUGUACUCUGCAGACUUGCAUUGAUUAUCCAGUGGUCUUAUGUUUGGACUCUGUGCUGAUUGACUGCCAUGGAAGUAUCCUCUUUGCUGCUCCAAAAGCUGAAGAAUCUUGUGAUAUAUUUUAUUUAGCUCCUGAAAUUGAAGAGGAGGAUGUGGAUACUGAGAAGGUCUGCGUUUACGGUGUUGCCGCAGUUCUGUGGAUGGCUGCAAAAUACAGUGUUCCAUCGAGUCACAAACUAGGAUUGCCAAGAAAAUUUAAAAAACUUCUUCUGGAUAUGGCAAGAAAAAACCCUGAAGAAAGACCUUCUCUAGCUGAUGCAAUUAAGACAUGCAAUCAUUAUUUACUUGAACGAGGUAUAAACAGCAAAAAAAUUUUGGCAUUGUUGAAUAAAUCUGUCUUUAAGGCUGUUGAGGAAGAAGUAAUCUCAUCUCAAGAUCAUGUUGCUUUUGAAUUUAAAAAUGAAAGACAUGAAGUAGUCCCUUCAGAGUCAAGUCUAGGAUUUGUGCCUAUUACCAGUGAAAGUAAACUUGUAGCAGUUAAAGGACCGGUACCAUGCCAGAUUUCUCUAAAUUGUGAGAAAGCUACAUUACCUGUUGCAUUCACCUCUCCUGCAACUCACUUUAAGCCUAUUAUUCUGCAACAAAAUGCAAAUAUAACAAAAGAGGUUCACACACCAGUUUCUGAACAAUUCAAGAAAGAGACAGGAAGAGAAAAACACAUGGACUACAACAAAUCAGGAUAUAUAGAAGACUCUAAAAGCUAUGGUACUGAGGACACAGACGUUGUUGAAACUGCACCUCAAAUACCUGAGUGUGAUUUACAAGUUCCAGGCCACUCAGCCCAGAUAUCUUCAGAAGAGCAAAAGUCAGGCAAUGCAUUUACUUCUAUAGUUACGUUACCAUCGCCAUCUCAUUUCUCACAUACUCUACAGGGAAAGAACAUUUUAUCUGAAGUUCCUUCCAGCUCCUUAGCUUGUCCUACAUCUCCUAAUUUUCUUCAUAUAAAUAACAUCAUUCUUAAACAGGACUCAGAGAAAAGAGUUUUGACAUUUGUACCAGUACAUUUAGCUGUAUCAGAGCAAAUACCAAAUAAACCUCUUCGUUCAAGAAUUGCUUAUGAUUGCUAUCAUAGUUUGCCAGUGCUACUUUCAAGUACUUUUGCAACUUGUAAAACAAGCACGCAAACAGAAAAUGAUGCCUCCCUUUGCAAAGUGGAAAACUGUGAGACUGUUAAUACACAGAACAAGUUUGAUAAAAGUAACCCAGUUGUUCAAACCAACUGCCAAGAAAUUGAGUGUGCUACCAAUGUAGACAGUAUUUUCACUGAAAAAGAACACACACCAUGUACCUCAGUGAAUCAAGACAAUUCUCAUCUCUCUGAUGUUGAAGUCCUGCCCCAGCAGAACAGAACAAGUGACACUUUACUACAGGAAGUGGUUCAUCUUAUACAAGAGGAGUUUGCAUUUGAUGGCUAUCUAGAGAAUGGAGUUGAAGUUUUUGAUAUGGGUAACUUCAUUUUAAACUUAAAGGAAAUUAAGUUUGGUAUGUUCUCUGAUACAAUUUGUGAGAAGUUUUGUGACCUCUAUUGGGAUGAAAAAUUACUGGAGAAUCUGUAUCAGGUAGUAAAUGGACAAAGACCUUCACAUUUGUGCAUAACUGAGGCAGAUGAUUCAAAGUGUGGCAAUGUAUUCCAAGACCUGAAGAAAUCCAGUAGGUUUUUGGCAAGCAGUGAUCAGACAGAGGGAGAAGGGGAAGCAACCUUUGAUGUGAAGGCUGAGCCUAUGAUAAAUACAUUGGUAGCUGAAAUGGGUUUUGAUGAGUCACCUUCAAAUAAUAUCAAAAAAGAAUUGAGGCUGCAGAAUACUAUCCCCAUAGAGAAAGAGCGACAGCUUUUACAAAGCAACGGCUGUUGUAUUCGUCCAGGCUUUGCAGAAGAAAAUACAGAGCCAGAGGAAGAGACCAUGACAAAGAUAGCUGGAAACAGCUACCUUGUGUCUCCCAGUCUACCUGACUUUCAUGGCUGUAGUCCUGGUUGGAGCAGUGCAUUUUAUGGAGCUGAAUGUUUUAAUUCAGAAGUUCAUAGCUACAUGAAAAACCUUGGAAAGCAGAAAUCAAGUGAGUCACAAAAUAUAGAUGCUAAAAAAGUGGAACUAGAACAAUUGCUAAUGAUGGAGACAAAAAAUUACAGAAAGACCAUAAACUUUUACCAGAAAUUAUUGCAGAAAGAAAGAAGAAGCAAAGGUCCUGAAACUAAAUCUAUGUUGCCCAAAUUGAGAGGACAGCUACAGGAGAUGAAAUCAAAAGUGCAGUUUCUUGAACUGGUGAAAAAAUACAUGCAGAUUAUGUAUGUAGAGCAGUGGGGUGUGGAAUCCUGUGUGCUGCCUACAGUCAUUCACAAUGGGAGAACUGACACCGUGGAUGUGGCACCUACGGAUGAGCCAUCAUUGCUUCUUUACUAUAACACAGAGAAACACCAAUGUAAUAAUCAAAAUGGAAUAAGAGUUCUGCAGGCUGGUACACCACUUGGGUUAAUGGCUUAUUUAUAUUCUAGAAAUGCAUUUUUAGAAGGUUAUGUACAGCAGUUUCUCUACACAUUUCGCUAUUUCUGCACACAAGAAGAAUUUUUGCAGUUUCUUCUUGAUAGAAUCAGCAGCACUUUAUCCAGUGCAAGCCUGGAUCCUUCUACAUCACUUACCAAAAUAUGUAACCGCAGUUUCUACAUCCUGCAGGCUUGGAUUGAAGACUGCUACAGUGUAGACUUUGCAACAAAUACUGACCUUUUAUGUACCCUAAAAGAAUUUAUUUCUUCCAAGGUUGCUCCAUUAAAUGGCUAUGGUGAGCGCUUGUUGUUAUUGCUUGAGGAUGUUUCUGCCAGGAAAAGUGGCAGUGCUCAUCAGUACUCCAGCAUGGACAGAUGUGAAGAGGAGGGCGAGGAAGACAGAAAAACAUUACAUUCUCUAUGUAAAAAGCUCUCAGAAGAUGUUUCUAGAAAGAACUUUAACUGGAAACUUUGCAAAGGUAUGGAACCGAUUGCACAAUAUCAGAGAGAGCGACUGUACACUAUUUCAUCAGUUUUGCCAAAGCCAUGCUAUAACAGUUUUACAGAAGAAUUCCCAGUCUCCUUUGCUAAAGCAGAUGAAGUGGGACCAUAUCUCUUGAUAGAAUACAGUGCGCAACAGCUUUGUUGUCAGCUGACAUUACUGCAACAGGAAGUAUUUCGUAAAUGUCAUCCAGUACACUUUCUAAAUUCAAGAGCACUUGGUGUUAAAGAUAAAUGUGUUGCUGUCCAGAAAGCUGUUUCCACUGAGGCAGUUUCACUUAAAGUCUGUAAUCUGUUUCUGUCAAAGUGCAUACAAGACCAGUACCUUCUACAAUUAUUAAGAAAUGCAGACAGUAUCAGCACCUGGGUUGCUGCUGAAAUUGUAACAUGUCACACAUCUAAGCUGCAGGUGAGCUUGUUAUCCAAAUUUCUUCUUAUUGCAAAAUGCUGCUAUGAACAAAGAAAUUUUGCUACUGCAAUGCAAAUCCUAGCAGGCUUGGAAAAUCUUAUUGUACGACAGUUACCAGCCUGGAAAAUUUUACCUGCAAAAGUAGCUGACAUAAUGGAGGAACUCAAGGCUGUUGAGGUGUUUUUAAAAAGUGACAGCUUGUGCUUGAUGGAAGGAGAAAGAUUCAAAACACUUCCAACAAUUCCAUCAGCCCACGUUUUGGCUAUGCACGUCCAACAACUUGAAACUGGAGGAUUCACAAUGACAAAUGGAGCUCACAAGUGGACAAAACUUAGAAAUAUUGCAAAAGUUGUGAGCCAAGUUCAUGCAUUUCAAGAGAAUCCUUAUACAUAUACACCAGAUUUCAAGCUGCAGUCUUACCUCAGGCAAAGAAUAACUCAUUUUAAAGAUGCAGACAUUUCUGCCUUGGCAGCUGACAACUGUGCCAACUUCCAUCAGAUACCAGCAGAAAAACAUUCUCGAAAAAUUCAAGACGCACUGCGCAGAAUGAAGGCAACCUUUCAGUAAUUAUUUACAUUUCAUCUGUUCUAGUCCAAGUGUAGGUUGUAAAACUGGGUUAAGCUGACAUUAUCUCCUGGACCAAUUCCCAAGCAAAUACUUAGGUGAAGUGACUUAAAAUAAUAUCUCAAGUUGAAAUGCUGUAUUUCUUAACAUGGAAUUAUGAAAUGCUGACUAAUGAAAUUUUAAUCCCUGGCAACUGGAUGGCAGAUCAAAAGAGUAAAAAUAAAGAUAAAAGUAAAGAGAGAGUAUAGAUGAAAAGGAUGAUUAAUUUUGUCACUGUUCUUUAGCAUAAAAAAAUAAUUAGCCCACAAACAAAUAUCUAAAAAAUACUGUGGAAAUAAGUUAAAAUUACAGCUUCUGUUACAAAGUUGGCCUAGGAGAGGUCAAAGUAUAGUUCAUUAAAUGUUGAAUAUAUUUUUUAUAUAAAUAUAGGACACUUGUCUCCUGUCACACUGUGCAUAUAAUUCAGGGACACAGAUCCUCUGCUAUCCUUUGACUGUUGGUGUGUCUUGCUUUUAUGUUGUGUAUUAUGAAAACUAUAAUUGACUUAAAUAAUUGGCCGUCUUUUUCUUCAAGCAUACUAAGGAAGGAGAGGAAUGCCAUGCUGCAAUUUUUUUGUUUGUUUUAAAGUCAUUGAACUAACCUGUUUCCAAAUGAAAGUAAGAUCUUAAUCUAAACAUUACCACUUUGUUGCUCUGCUUCUGCCACAAAGCCUUGUGAAAACAGUAAAUGUGAAACUGCUUUUUUUUUUCUGUAUUUGGCACAAUAAUCACUUUGCCAAUUUGUGUACAUAUGUAUGUGUGCACAUUUGAUUAUGGCUUUUGCUUCUGAGGUUGCUUUUGUAGCUUGCAGUGCUCCAGCAGCAGUAAAUAGAAGAUAACUGUGUGAAAUUUGGAUCUGCAAAUUGUAAAAUGUUGGUGCUAAUCUAUUUAUAGAGCUUAUACUUACAAGAACUUCUAGAUGGCAAUGAAAUGUGAUGCUAUUGCUAGGAAGUUUGUUGAGCUACCCAGGUUUAUGCAAAGCCAAAAUGUUAAGGCUACAAAUUAGUUACACAUACAAGUAUUUCUACCAGAGGGAACAACAGUACUAUUGGAAGACAAGUGGGGAAGGGCAAGAAACAGCUAAAAUGAGCCCUGUCCUGAAAGUGAUGUGCUAGAACUGUGUUUAAAAAAAAUGAAAAACAAAAUGUUUCGAGAGAUGUGAAGAGCAGAUAUGAACUAACUGUCUUGGCAUGUUUUAGUGGUGGAGGAAGAUAAUGAUGUAAGAAAUGGGAAUGUGCAUAUCUCUAGUAUUUUGCAAAUUGUCCUAUUGUAUUUGACAGAAAUGCAUGUGCACAUGUUAAAUUCCAGAUUUUUCAAUGUUUAAGAGGAAAGCUUCUCCUUUUCUCUUGUCAAUAAUGGCAAUAUAUACAUCACAGGCCACCUGCUUCUCAUCUUUCUCAGUCAAAUACAAGGUAUGUCCCUACUUUCCAUUAAAUACCUCAGUUACUUUUUCAUACUAAUAUAUUAAUACCAGACUAACUUUUGUGCUCUUACUGGUUUAAAAACUGGAGAACUCAGUCCUCAGCAGAGUUUUUUUGCAUUUGUUCUACUAUUAAGAUGAUUUAUUUUGUUAUUUACCAUAAGUAGGUUUAACAUGUCAUUAAUUGUAGUAUUCUCACCCUUAAGGAAGUAAAAGGUGUUGCUUUUCUCUAAAAAUUGCCAAAUGUGAAAACAUUUAGUCUUUACCUCCUGUAUUUAUAUAAUACAGUGAUUUAAGAAUGUUAAUGAUAACCUUAUCUUCAGACAUAUAUUUCACAUAUUUGAUCUAUAUGCAUUUAUUUUAAAGAAUUGUUUUUAUUAGUAGUUAUUUGUUUUUUUUCUCAAUUAAAAAAUUACCAUUCACUUAAAGCCACGCCUUGCCUUUGAAAGACAAUAAAAUUUAAAGUAGCAUAAGCUUUACGAAUGUAAGGAACUCCACAAAACUUGCUAAUCACAUGAUCUUAAUAAAUUCAUUUUAUAUAGUUGCCAGUCAGCCCGUUGAAAUUGCUUUUGUGGAUUUAUUUAUCAUUUAUAUUUUGCACUCAUGAUAAUUAGCUCAUAUAUUUCUUACAGCUUUAUCAGGAUUUAAAGCAACUACUACAUCUAGAAAAUAUUAUGUAUAUUCUAUGACAAUAACUGGUGCUAUACAAAAAUUUAAAAAUAGUAUCAUGUCUUCUGUAAAAUGCUUCAGUCUAUCAGACCUUAUAUUGCUAUAAAUGCAUAGUAUUGAGUUAUGGUACUACUUUGGGGUCUUUUCAUCAAUCAGAUUUUGUAUUUAGACAAGAUUUUGUAUUUAGACACCACCCCACAACAACAAAAAGUGUAAAUAGCUAUUGGGGGUGGGGGGGAACACCACUGUUUUACAGGGAAACUGGUUUGCUUUUGUCCAUGAACACUGAUGUAUGCACAUCUUAUGUGACACAGAUUUCGGAAUAAAGUUAUGUCUAGCAUGUAACUGUACUGCAUAUUUAUGACUAACAAGCAGGAAGGGUUAGGCUAAAGUUUUCUCUUUGUGGGGAGUGGCCUUUUAAAAGAAAACACAGGACAAAACAUGUCAAAGAAGCAAGUUCAGUUGUAUCUAGUUGGCAAAAAAUUAUUGGCAUCAGUAAUUGUAUUGCAUAACUGAGGGCCUAUGCAGUCUGGCCGCAUGUUUCCAUUCCAAUACCGAAUUAGAAUGUUUGGAAAAAAGUGGAGUUUGUUGUUUAAGCCAGAAUUGCCACCAGCUGUCCUAGUUCUUCAUUUUUCCAUGCUUCCCUCCUCUUGUUUUUAUGUUGUUUGUUUUUCAAACAGUGACCCAUGGAGCUUCUGAAAUGAAGUCUGCUCCUUGGGAGCCUUUCCAGUUGCUCUGUGCAUUGGUGCUCUUUCUGUGUCCCUUCAUCUGUGUCUGUCCCCAGGAUCCCUGGGGUUUUCAGGCCUCCUGCUAGAGAGCUGGGAACUGUGUCCUAGUUACACUAGCUGCAUUUGAAAGCAGGUUUCCAGCUCCAACACCUCCAGAAGCCUGCCAGAAAACAGGGAUGAAUUCAGCUGGAUCCUAUGAACUAUUCCAUAGAAGCCCAAACCAAGAAGCUGGAAAAUAUUUCAUGAAUCAACACCGAUUCAUGAUUCUGACAAAUUUCUUUCCUUAGAAAUUUUUCAACCACUUCUAAACUUUGCUUUUAUGGUUUUCUACAUUCUUCCUUUAUGUAUUGUAUCUGUUUCGUAAGCAUUGCUGAGACUCAUAACUUCUGUGAGUACUGUAUGCGAUUUGCAAAGGAUUAAAAUUUUAGGAAAUCUGUUUCUAAAUAACAAAUUAAUAAACUACAGUUUGAAAGGAGGGAAGCUAACAAUUUUUCAGUGUUAAACCUAUGGUUGGUUGUUUCAAUCCUUCAUAUUACGAUGAGGGAAAGAGUGCAGAUAAAUUAUUUUUCUCCCUCAUACUUGCUUAAAUACAAUCCAAAGCAUAUCCACAUUUAAAUUACAUAUCUGCAAUUUAAAUUUCUUGCAGCAAAAAAUUUGAAGGACCUUUUUAUGUGGCUGUUUAUAAUCUAGCAGUGAGUGACAACAACCCCUGUAGACUAGAAACUUUGAUUUGCAGAAUCUUCUUCCCUCCCUUUGUGGGGAGAAGCUCUUUAGUUUCUUCUGUUUGAAGAAGGCUUUUAGCUAUUACAUGAAUGCUCUUUGUGAGCAACCUGAAAGUAUGCCAGGAGAGCUUCAGCCUGGCAUUAUUUUAGUGUGCUUCCUGUUCAGCAGUACUUCAGUGUCUCACAUGCAAGUGGAAUUGGCAGUUGCCAAAUUACAUCAGGCCGUUGUGGUAAUCUAGUCUAGGAUCUGGUCUUUGCAUCAUUUUGUUUGUUCAUAUUUGGUCUGAUGUAAAUGACGCUUUUGUAAGUUGCCUAAAAGGCAGGAGUUGGAUAUCUGUCUCGUAAAUCUGUCCUGUGUCUUAGCUGUAAGAUUAUUUUGUUUCUUGGAUCCUUCAUUCUAAUACUAGGGUUGGUCUUGUCGUUCUGAUGUUGCCAUUAUGUAGGUAAAUACAUGCUGGUUUUAGAUACUAAAAUAGAUACUGUGUUUUAAACUGGUAGAACUCAAUUGUCAUAAUGAAAUUAAGAGCUUCGAGUACUGGACAAUUUGAAUUGCCAUUAUCAAAGAAACCUAACUUGGGAAGCUUGACUGGGUGCAGGUCAGCCUGAGCAUCAGACUCAGAGUUAAAAUCUGCAAAUAGAUGCUUAUUUGUGAUCAUAUCUCAUAAAGCUCAUAAACAGUAACAGUAGUAAAUUAUUCAGUUAAGUAACAGAUACGCAAUAAGGCUUUUUGCAAACAAGCUAGGGAAACAGAUCUAGAAAAAACUGCUAAAUGGCAGAUCCAUCUUUGUUUGGAUAACCACAGAGUGGUAAAACAGAUGACUCCUGAGGUAAGUAUUUAGUAACUUUUCUCCAUGAAGGUAAACUGCAGGACAAAGAUGGGAUACAUCUGUUAAAGACCAUUGUUGGGAAUACAAAAUCCCCCAAAUUAGUUUAUUUAAAUAAAAGAUAAUUGACCAAAAGACUGAAACCUAGAGAAAGAUGUAGGGAACUGCAAUAGGUCACCAAAUACAUAAGGUGAGAUAGCUGGCAAAUUACUGAGUAUCUUAGGCUGCAUCUAAAAUUGCAAGGACAAUGUAUUUUGAAGUGCCACCAAUAGUCCCUCAUUUUUUAUUUGUACAGACCAAGGGACAUAUUGCAGUGCACUGUGCUUCACUUCUCUACCGAUACCACCUGCUUAUCCCUCUGAUGGUAGCCAGGAUGUGCUUUCGUCUGAGCCUGGCAUGGGGACAGUUUAGACGUAGCUUUAGGUGUCUAAGCUAGUGCUGGGAGCAUGAGGACUAAGGGGAAAAGGCUAGACCUGUAGUACACAAAAUGUUGUUACAAACUGUUGGAGGGAACAACCAUUUGGAAGGAAGGAAAGACAAAGGGAAAGAAUACUAAAAUCUAUGUCAAAAAUGUAUAUAGUUGUUUUAGGAUCUAAACACAGGCCUACAUAGUUUUUUCUGGGUUUAAAGGGGCUAAGUGCCAUAGUAUGGGGUCUGUAACUGAUCAUCAGCCAGAGAGUGUGGAGACUUCAUUUGUACAAACAGGCUGCUAUUUAAGAUUUUACUGCGAUUAAUGGAGAUAAACUAGUUGAAAAUUUGCAGGUGGAAAGCAAUCAAGAUGAAAGUUACCAUGAGGCAACAGAGUUCAUGAUUCAGAGGAAAGAAAGGGAUGAAAGAAGCAGAAUAACAAGAGUGGGCUUCAAAAAAUCAAACUUCAGUAAACUCAAGGAAUUGGUACAUGAGGUCCUGGGGAAGGAAUUCUAAGGCAAAGAAAAGUUCAGGAGAGCAGAGAGUUUCUAGAACAGGCUGUAUUUUAAGUAUAACAACAGUCUAUCCUCAUGCAAAGGAAAGAAAACUAAUAGAGCAGUGUGGCUGUAUUAGGGGCUCAUCAAUGACCUGAAAAAAAUCAAAAACAAUAAUACUGAAAAAAGUAGGAACAAGAAGGCUGCAUUGGCAAGAACAAAUAGAACAGCACAGCAGGCUAGGAACAAAACUGGACAGACAAAAUGCUAUUGCCAGCAAGGGAAAAGCAAAACAAUAAAAAUGGAUUCCUAAAUAAUUUUCUAUUAUACCAUAAGAGUUCUGUGCUUACCAGGAGAGGUGAACAGAUAUGAUUUGGUGCAAAAGCCUGAAGUGCUUGCUAUUUCACUUCCUACCCUCUAAACAAUGCGUAUCGUGAUCGAAGUGAAACAGGAAUGCAGGUCAGAAUGGGAUACUAUCAAGCUAAUUAGAUGUAUUAGAACAUUAAAUUCUGAUUACAUAUGUUCUGUAAUAAUAAGGAGCAAAGCUGUGAAAUAAUCUUGGAAUGAUUAUAUUUUUGAUGGAGGAAGAAUGAGUGAGUUCCCAGAAAAUAAUACUACUUAUUAGAAGUGGGCAAGAACACAGGAUUGAGUGGCAAGGCAAGGUAAAAAGAAUGACUUGGGGAAUCAGCCAGACGAACUUUGAUACCAGAAGAGUUACUGAAAAAGCUGUCUAAAAAUCUGCAAGCAUAGAGACUAAAAGGCUGACAUGCAUUUGUCCAUGAAGUAAUUUUUAAAUAACCUAAUGGUGUCCUUUGUCAGGGUAACUGUCCCAAUAGAUUAAAAACAGCGUGUUGUAUGUUAAAGUCAAUAAACCCCUUGACAACAGAUCCACCUGACCUGAUUAUAUACUAGGUUGCAAAGAUCCAGAUGAUGGUACUGUAAGGUGGAUACACAAGUAGUUAAUACAUCGUUUCAAAGGGUAACUACCAGUGUUUGUUAAAUUGUGAAGAUAAAUUGAGUGGGAUGUAGUAGGGGUAGGACUACUCAUAUGUUAUGAGUGAAAAGCAGGUGCAGAUCCCUCAGGCACAAGGCACAAGACUCAGUAAGUGAAAGCUUUGGCUUUUUCAAAGUUGUAGCAUUACCACAGUGGGAAUCGUGGGGCACUGAUGCUAAUCAAAUGGGGACCUGAUGCAGUAGAGCCCUGCUUGGGAGUGAAGCUCAAGGGAAAGCACCGCAGGGAUGGCUAAUAAUACCUGUGCUGUUUAACGCAUCAUACAUAUGCAAUGUCCUGUUUUGCUCGUUAGCAAAUUGAUGUAAUGCAGGUGCUGUUGUCUUGAAUUCUGAGAUCCGCAGCUGGCCUUCACCAUGGUGCCCGUGCAGAUGGUGGGGGAAGCGAACUAUCCUGGCUUACUGUAACAGCGAGAUAAAACGUGCUUGGGACUCUGCAUACUUGGAUGGGAAGAAGCGAACUAUUCCAGGUUACAGGAACGAACAAGAUAAGACAUGCCUGGGACUCUACAUACUUGGCUGGGGAAGGCGAACUAUCCUGGGUUACUGUAGCAAAGUUUUCUCACACCCUACACCAUGUUGUUAUGGGUGGGGCCUGGAUCCAAUUGUGUCUGUGAUUUUUACUAAUGAAAUACAGAGUGGGAUGGAAAGCACACUUACACAACAUACAAGAUUAGAACUCACAGUAAUCGUGAUGAUGGUUUAAAUUUAAGCUCUAAGUCUUACAUUCCUGAAGGAUAAAUAUGAAAUGAAAAAUAACUGCAGAACUUUGGAAAAAAUCUCUGGGGACCAUAACGGAUCACAAACCAAAUAUGAAUCUGUGUGUACAGUUUUCAAAAAGAAAAAAAAAAAAUAGGGAAGACCUGACGUGUACUAUAGGAGAGCCAUAUAUGACAGAAGGUAAUUAUUUUGCUCUGUUUGGCACUAGUGAAGCAUCAGCAGGAAUACUUUACCAUUUAGGCACUGCACUUAAGAUACAUAACAGGCAAAACAAAAGAGAAUAGAGGACAGUAAUAAAAACAUGUUUAGAAAACAUAAACAGAGGAAGAGUGAAAGAAUUAGACUUGCAUAUAAAAGAUUAGUUUGAGCAGGACUGUGUGUGUGAAAUGUUGCUGUAAAGUUAUUGUAGCUGGAGAGUGAGUUUGCUCCAUGCUCCGUGAAGCUUAAGGCAAGCCGUAUUAAUUUUGAAGCAAGGGUGAUUCACUUUCAGUUUUUACAUUGGAGAGCUUCGUGUGGAGCACUGGAAUAGGUUACUCACCUGUAACACACCAAUAGGAUCCCCUUUCCUGUAAAUCUGUAAGAACAGACCGGAUAAAUUGUCUUGAGUGCCCAGGCCCACUUGGUCCUGCCCCUAAGAAGGGAGAGGGACUCAGUAGUGAUCUUCAGUCCCUCUGUGUUCUCAGUAAAGUAGACUGGACACAAAUUCAAAUACUUACCUGCAAUCAGGGAAUGCAAUUAAUUUGAUUAUUAAUUUAAUUGUAUUCCAGUCACUUUAAUUUUUAAGGUUUUUAUUUACAUUUUUCCACCGAUACAUAGCAAAAGAGUAGGUGUUGCCAGAGUGUGCAUUACCUGAACUUAUGUAAAAGAUGUUAAGGAGGGAUACUGAAUUUCCUUUAUAUACAUAUGCUAAUGCAGUGGAAAAGUGACUUUGUUCUAAAAACAGCAGAGGGGUAAAAGUCCCCUAUGCACAUGCCUGUGUUGGGGGAGGGUGGAAAGCAAGUCUUGCCAGUCCAAGAACUGAGUCACCAUCCCUGGAGGUAUUUAAAAGACGUGUAGAUGUGGUACUCGGGACAUGGUUUAGUGGUGGACUUGGCAGAGUUAGGUUUACGGAUGGACUGGCUGUUCUUAAAGGUCUUAGCCAACCUAAAUGAUUCUCGGAUUCCAUCACUGCCUCAGCUAAACUUCUGCUUUUCCCUUCCUUAGUGUAGCAGUUUACUGGGUGUGAAGUCUUAAUAUAACCAGGAGAUGGCACAAGAGACCCUUUCAGCCUUUUAGAUCUGAUAGUAACAUUUGCCAGGUGCUUGAUGGAAGUGGCUGGAAGAAAGAAAAUAGGAAGAAACAGUCUAUAGUGAAGAAUACAAAAGAGGGGAAGAAAAAACUAGAAACAUGAAAUGGAGAAGAGCCUUGAAGUCAGGGGGAAGAAAAAGCCAUCUCCAAACCCCUCACCCUAUGCCUGGUGCUUAUAGCCUGAUGCUGCAGUCCCGGGAGAAUGGAAUGAGAGCAGGCGGGCGGCCGGGGGGCGCGGGGCAGCCCCCGCCGGAGGGGGGUCCCGAGUGCUCGGGCCCCGAAGAGCCCGGCGGCAGGGGCGGCCGGCGGCUGCGCACGGCCUUCAGCGCGGAGCAGCUCAGCACCCUGGAGAGCUCCUUCCAGCGGCAGCAGUACCUGGGGGCGGCCGAGCGCCGCAAGCUGGCCGGCAGGAUGCGGCUCUCGGAGGUGCAGAUCAAGACCUGGUUUCAGAACCGCCGGAUGAAGCUCAAGCGGCAGCUGCAGGAGCUGAGGACGGAGCCUUUCUGCAGCCCACCCCUCCCCUACGGACCUCAGAGCGGCGGCGUGCCCCUGCCGCUCACGUACGUGGCCCCGGCACCACCUCUGCCCCGGCAAGGGGCUGCCUCUGGGGGCUUCACCUUGGCGGCGAUGCCGGCACCCGCCCUGGACCUCAGCAGCGCCUGCAGAGCACAGCCUGUGGGCUUUUGGGCAGCACCCUGCUUUGUAGGGUACAGGGAUCCCAGAGCUUUCUUGCUGGGUGUCUGACCUUCUGAUACGGACUGUGACUAAUGAGGAUUUGCACUACUGAUGCUUUCUGGGCUGCCCUUGCCUGUAACUGCCUGGUGGAGUUACGAUGCAGCACUGAGCAAAACAUUUUACAGGGACGUACUGGACAAUCUGAAUCGUGGACUUUAGGCCCCUGCAUUUAUAGGCAAUUGUGUAAAAUGGAAACACAGUGGGACAAACACUAAUAUAAAUGGAAUCGUUUAAUAAACCUAAACUUUUUCCAGCUUUCAUGUGAAUUCCUUCCACAAGGAUUGUAGAGCUAUUUAUCCUGCCCUAAAAGAGAGCUCCUCUUCAUUAUAGGAAGCAUAGACUCCUUAUUCUCUAGAUCUGUUCUGGCUUCCUGCAAUGUACUGAGGGUGAGUGCAAAAAAGCAUGAAUUUCUCCCGUCCUCUAAAGCGGGUAUCCAACCCCUUCAGCUACGUCCUAGGUGGCACUUUCUCUGACGGGACUGUGCUUUUAACCAAAUAUGUGGAUGCACCUGUUACUAACACUUAAUACUGGGCUUGUUAUUACAGUGCAACAGAUGUUUUCUUUUGGAGCCCUUUAAAUAACAUAUAGAAUAUGAUUUUAAGAUGUAAAAAGUUACUUUCUAAAUAUAUCAUGCUCUCAUGUGCAGCCUCAGUAGAUCAGUACGGCCUCUUGCCUAAACAGAUCUUGGAAAGCAUGUAGCCUUGAAAUUUCUUAUCAACAGAACAGUAUCUCGGCAUCUCACAUGCACCUAAUGGGGUGUGACGUGAAGGUGAUGACCAAAAGAAAUGUAACAUUCCAAAGCUGGUUUUGCCUAAGUGGCAGGAAAGUAUGUUACCAUUGUGCUAUGCACUUUUUUCAUUUGAAUAAUGCUCUAGAAAACUUAAGAUCAAAAUGUUCUGAUUCCAGGCUAGAGAAAGGGCUCUGAGGAAUGAUCCUUGACUGAUGUAAGUUGCCAUAAAUCUUUCAAAGUCAAUUGUCAACUAACAUGAAAAGAGCAAUAAAAAUUUCCAUCACUUUA
This is a messenger RNA of Harpia harpyja (harpy eagle), 16366 nucleotides long. RefSeq names its product kinase non-catalytic C-lobe domain containing 1 (gene KNDC1). NCBI's taxonomy places the organism in Eukaryota, Metazoa, Chordata, Aves, Accipitriformes, Accipitridae. The record is from RefSeq and is a predicted model, not a curated record. Gene Ontology annotation, molecular function: guanyl-nucleotide exchange factor activity. Gene Ontology annotation, biological process: small GTPase-mediated signal transduction. The transcript is spliced from 34 exons. Bases 560 to 6298 code for a protein of 1912 amino acids.